UCUAUUCAAGAAGACUGAAGACCCACGAGCAACCCCCCCAUCUUUAUCAUUCCUUCCCUAGUUCUUCCACCUUCAUUCAUCUCUUUCUUUUUGUUCUUCAUAACUCAAGCCAUGAUUCUUCAUCUCUUUCUUUUUGUUGUUUAAUCUUCUCUCAGAAUUUUCACAAAUAAUUUAUUUACUCCCAAAAAACCAUCAAAACUUUGAAUCAACCGCCACCAUUUUUAAUCCUACUUCUCCUCUUUGUUUUCCUUCAUCUUGCAUUAUUUUGUUUUCGGUUGAAACAAACAAGGAAAAUAUUUUAUUUGAAGUCUUCUAAACAAGACAAAAUUAUUUCUUUUUUGAAUAGUAUCUUUUAGAAAAUUUUUUAAUUUUUAGAAGUUGUUUUCAUAGUUACCAAACGUGAAUAAUCCAUCUUGAAAGCAAUAUCUAGCACUGAAUAUAUGAAUAGGUGAAUUUGGAUAAUGCUUCAAAGCGUGGGUCAGGACCUUGAGAACGCAUUUGUCCCUUGGAGUUUGGGUUCUUAUUGCCCUGAGUUUUGCAAAUCUCAAGAGGCCUCGGUGCCCCCACCAACACAGCAAGAAGUUACUAACAAGAAGUUCAUAUAUUUGUGUAUAUUUGACCAUGUAGCUCCCUCCUAGUAGUUGCUUUCAGAUACAGAGUGCAAGGCUAGAUGUUAAAAGUUGGCCACCAACUGCACUUUUAUAUACACACACAAACAGAUUCCCAAUAAUUCUAUAGGUGAAAGAAAAGAAGAAAGAUGAUUUUGAGUGCGAAGCCGCCAUCUUCUUCCAAAUGCUUCUUCUUCUUCUUCUUCAUCAUCAUCAUUUUCUUUAUUGCCUGCUCCAAAUAUUCCAAUGCUCAGACUCAGAAUGCUACCACCGAUCCAUCUGAAGUGAGGGCAUUGAACUCAAUAUUCCAACAAUGGGGAACACAAGCGUCGGAGACAUGGAACAUCAGUGGAGAGCCAUGCAGCGGACUUGCUCUUAGUCAAAGUGAUUCUGUGUUCGAGGAUUCUGCUAACAACCCAUCUAUCAGAUGUGACUGUUCUUUUGAAAAUUCCACCGUCUGCCACAUUACUAGAUUGAGGGUAUAUUCUCUAGAAACACGAGGACAGAUACCAGAGGAGCUUUUAGCUUUGAAAUAUCUCAACUUCUUGAAGAUUGAUCAGAACUUCUUCACUGGUCCUUUGCCAGCAUUUAUUGGAAAUAUGUCUAGACUAGGCUUACUGUCAGUUGCCCAGAAUUCAUUAUCUGGAUCCAUUCCAAAGGAGAUUGGAAAUCUUAAGGAUCUCUAUCUGCUGUCUCUUGGUAUUAAUAAUUUCUCUGGGACGAUCCCUCCUGAGCUGGGAAAUCUAGUGGAACUUCAACAAAUUUACAUUAACAGUUGUGGAUUGAGCGGUGAAAUCCCCUCAACAUUUGCAAACCUUCGAAAUUUGCAAAUUGUGGGGGCAUCAGACAACGCUUUCACUGGCAAAAUACCUGACUUUAUAGGAAAUAACUGGACAACGCUUGCAUCAUUGAGACUUGAAGGGAACUCCUUUGACGGUCCUAUACCAUCCAGUAUUGCAAACUUAACCUCACUGACAAUUCUGCGAAUUACCGGUAUAUACAAUGGGAGCUCGUCUCUUGAUUUUGUUAGAAAUUUGAAGAACUUAACAGAGUUAGUUCUAAGAAAUGUUUUACUCACUGGUAGCAUUCCCUCUGACAUCGCAGAAUUACAAUCUUUACAAAAGCUGGAUUUGAGUUUCAACAACUUAACAGGCCAAAUUCCAAGUGAAUUGUUCAAUAUGAAUUCUCUUAAAUACUUGUUUCUUGGAAAUAAUAGUCUGUCAGGUACCCUUUCGAGCCAAAAGAGCGAAAUUCUUCAGAAUAUAGAUGUAUCUUACAAUAAUCUAUCAGGAAAUUUGCCCUCAUGGAUAGACUCAGGCUUACAACUGAAUGUAGUGGCCAACAACUUCACACUCAACAGCUCAGACAUAAGACUUUUACCGGGAUUGCAAUGCCUUCAAAGAGGCUUCCCGUGCAAUAGAAAUGCUCCACGAUAUGCAAACUUUGCAAUCAAGUGUGGUGGUCCACAGAUGACUGCUGAUGGAAUAAUAUUUGAGGCUGAGAACAAUUCUCUGGGAGCAGCAGCAUUUAAUAUAACCAGUACACAGAAAUGGGCAGUUAGCAAUGUAGGUUUGUAUGAAGACAGGGAGAAUCCACUGUAUGUGCAAAACACUUUUGCACAAGUGAAAGGCACCAACACUCCAGCGCUUUAUCAUACUUCAAGGAUAUCCCCUGUAUCACUCAGAUACUAUGGCCUAGGCCUGGAGAAUGGGCCUUAUACUGUAAACUUGUUCUUUGCGGAAACAGCUUUUCCAGUCAGAAGCACUCAGUCUUGGAAGAGCGUAGGAAGGCGCGUUUUUGAUAUUUAUAUUCAGGGAGCCCUACAAGUGAAGGAUUUCGAUAUAUCAAAGGAGGCAGGCGGGGCUGAGAGAGCAAUUACUAGAAACUUCAGUGCUAAUGUGACAGAGAACCAUCUUGAAAUUCACCUGCUUUGGACUGGUAAAGGGACCUGCUGUGUACCAGAACUAGGUUAUUAUGGUCCAUCCAUUUCAGCUAUUAGUGUUGUCCCAGACUUUAUACCAACUGUUAGUGGGUUACCACCGGGCACUUCUAAAAGGAAAAACCGGACAGCACUGGUUGUUGGUCUUGUAGUUCCUGUUGUAGUUGUGGCUUUGAUGCUGAUCUUUGUAAUUAUUCACUUCAAGAGAAGAAUAGAAUAUGAUGAUGACGAAGUGCUCCUAGCAAUUGGUCCUAGACCAAACACUUUUAGUUAUGCUGAGUUGAAAGCCGCCACAGAAGACUUCAGCCCUUCAAACAAGUUAGGAGAAGGGGGAUUUGGAGCCGUCUACAAGGGCACACUUCCUGAUGGGAGGGUAGUAGCUGUGAAGCAACUUUCAGUAGCAUCUCACCAAGGAAAGAGUCAAUUUAUUGCUGAGGUAGCUACCAUAUCAGCAGUACAACAUCGCAAUCUUGUAAAACUAUAUGGGUGCUGCAUCGAAGGGAAAAGGCAUCUCCUUGUGUACGAGUAUCUUGAAAACAAAAGCCUUGAUCAGGCUCUCUUUGGACGCAGUGACUUGCAUCUUGAUUGGCCAACCCGCUUCAAUAUCUGCUUGGCAACUGCAAGAGGGUUAGCUUAUCUUCACGAGGAGUCUAGGCCAAGGAUUGUGCACAGAGAUGUUAAGGCCAGUAAUAUUUUGCUUGAUGCAGAACUGUGCCCAAAAAUAUCUGAUUUUGGAUUGGCAAAGCUAUAUGAUGACAAAAAAACGCACAUCAGCACUCGGGUUGCAGGAACCAUUGGUUACCUGGCGCCAGAGUAUGCAAUGCGGGGGCAUCUCACUGAGAAAGCUGAUGUUUUUGGCUUUGGUAUUGUUGCUUUGGAGAUUCUCAGUGGUAGACCAAACUCUGAUACUACUUUGGAUGGUAACAAAAUCUAUCUUCUCGAAUGGGCAUGGGCUCUAUAUGAAAAUAACCAAUGCUUGGAUCUAGUUGAUCCAGGUUUAGUGGAGUUUGAUGAAAAUGAAGCUCUCCGAGUGAUAGGAGUGGCACUUUUGUGCACCCAGGGAUCACCAUCGAUGCGGCCUCCCAUGUCCCGUGUAGUUGCUAUGCUUGCUGGAGACAUUGAAGCGAGCGGUGUUAUAACAAAACCAAGUUAUCUAACUGACUGGAAUUUUGAGGAUUUAACCGGCAGCUUUGUGACAGAAGAUACACAAACAUCCACUGCAUCUGACAAUGACAACAAUAAUCAGAACAAGAUGAAUCCAGGGGCAGCACCAAUUCCCUCUCCAGUAAAUGUCACUGAAUUCAGUGACAUUAUUGACGGAAGGUGAGAGGUGUAUAUAUGUGUUGCACCAUUAUUUUGGAUUUCAAACGACUAAGACUUACUGCAGUUUCUACUAUUGAUGUAUGCUAAAACUAUAAGGGAAUACAUUUCUAAGUAGAAAUGAAAUUUUUGAAUGGUGCAUACCCCUGAUAGGUAGUACAUUAUGUAGAACGCCUGCAAGAGCAUCGACGACAAUCACCUUGUCAACCUUCCUGGAAGAAGAAACCAUUGUAAUUAUUUCUUUUUACAAA
Durio zibethinus is the source of this 4118-nucleotide messenger RNA. Lineage: Eukaryota; Viridiplantae; Streptophyta; Magnoliopsida; Malvales; Malvaceae. The record is from RefSeq and is a predicted model, not a curated record.